Molecule: messenger RNA, 2469 nt
Organism: Prorocentrum cordatum
Lineage: Eukaryota; Dinophyceae; Prorocentrales; Prorocentraceae
Source: the annotation of a GenBank genome assembly
GACACCCGGGAGACCGAGCUGAGGGCCAUCUCCGAGAAGGUGAGGGUGCUGGCGCUCCCCAAGCGGGAGGGGCUGAUCCGCGCAAAGAUGAAGGGCGUCGCCAUGGCGAAGGCUCCCGUCCUGUUCUUCCUCGAGGCGCACUGCAGAGCCAGCCCGCACUGGUUGGAGCCGCUGCUGCAGCGGCUGAAGCUGUUCCCGAAAGCGCUCGUCAUGCCGACGCUGGAUGGCAUCCCCGCGAACGACUGGCAGGGAUACGUCGAGGCGUCGCCCGGGGCCUACUGGCGCUACGAGUGGAACAUGAACCUGGUCCAGAUCAGCAACGCGUCCUACCAGCGAGGCCCCGAGCCCUAUGAGAGCCCCGGCACGUCUGGAGGCAUCUUCGCUAUGCGGAAGGACUGGUUCUUGCACCUGGACUUGUUUGAUGAGGGCCUGCUGGAGUGGGGCGGCGACCACUUCGAGCUGACGAUGAAGGCUGCCCUCAGGGCCGUGGCUCUCGCCGCUUGUCUCUGCGAAGUCGACGCCGCCAUGGCCCCGACGCGCAAGGAGAACGCUUCGCCAUGGUAUUGCAAGUGGUGCAGGCAUGACGUCACGAAUCAGCCGUGGUUCAACGCCUCCACCCUUGUGUACUGCAAGAAGUGCGGCCUGCACAAGAGCAACUGUUUCAAGGAGAACAAAGCAGCGUCGCAGCCCAGCGUCUCGGCCAAGCAGCAGUCGCUCGCGGCCAAGGUCAAGGAGCUCGAGGCGCAGCUUGCCAAGCUCCGAGAGCAUCCCCCUGGGCAAGGGCCAACGGCUACGGGUACAGGUGCGAGCCCUCCUUGGGCUGCCGCGCCUGGGGAUGCCGACACCGUCAAGAGGAGCCGUAUCAAGAUGCUGGACCAGCUGCUUCGGGUCACUACUGACCCUGCUGAUGCUGAUAUUGUGGCCAAAUGGCGUGAGGAGCGUGCUAGGUUGGAUGCUGAGCUCUUUCAAGAUAGGCCCAUUGAGCAUCAGGCCAGGUCAUUGGCGUCACGACUGUCCUCCGCCCGUGCGCGACAGGCUACCAUCCAGGCCACUCGCGACGAGCAGCAGCGGAAGAUUGACGAGCUCACCCGAGGCCUGGCCGACACGGACUCCAAGUUGCAGGAGGCGGCUGCGGAGGUCCUCCGCCUCGAGCAGCAGACUCGCGCCGCCAUGUCGCGAGUCCAGCCGCCCGAGGGCACCCAGCCACCGACGUUGGCGGACUUGCUGCCCACCUUUGCGGUCAGCGUGGAGCAGCUGGGCAAGGUUGCAUCGGGCCUCGGCCUUGGCGCCGACAUGGUCAAGGAGCUGCAAGCUAUGGCCAACACGGUCAGCAAGCUGCAGAAUAUGCCGCAGGCCAAGCCGCCUGAACCCGCACCUGCCCCCGAUGAUGAGGAUGGUGAUGAGUCUUGCGCUGAGCCACCUGACAUCGAGAUGUCCGAGCAGGAGUACCGUGAGACGCUGGGUGCAGCAGGGGUCCAAGUCGAGGAGAGCGACACCCCAGACAUCGUGCGCGAGAAGUUCAAGCGCCUUCAGCAGAGCUACUUGGACACUGUGGCCAAGAAGGGCGACUACGGCAUCACAGAGGGCUACUCCGUCUACGCCUACGCGGCUGGCGGCAUCAUAGUCGCCAGUGUGUAUCUCGUCACGUCUAUUGGCAUAUCGGGCGAGAACAUUGAAGUCCUGUGGGCCUUGGCACAGAGAGUUGCGGCAUGGAACUCACGGGGCCUCGACUGGAUCCUAGGUGGCGACUGGAAUUCCGACAUCGAUGCGCUCAAUGUUCGCAACUGGGUCGAGACCAUGGCAGCCGUCCACUACGUGCCCGACCAGCACACCUGCAUCACCGAUGAAGGCAAGAGCACCAUAGACUAUUUCGUCGUCUGUGCCAAUUUAGCGUCUCGCAUCAAGGGCAAGCCAGAGGUUCAGUAUGACUCCACGGGCGUGCCGCCGCCGCAUUUUCCUGUGGAGCUGCAGCUCAUGGGCGAGGAUCGCCCCACGUGGUGCCGUGUCCCUGUGGAGCCACGUCCCUUUGCGGUGGUGCCGCCAGUUGGCUGUGCUAGAUAUCCCUACCCGUGGCACAGGCUUCGGACAGAGUUCCAACGGGUCAGCUGUACUGACGACCUGAGCCCGCUCUGGGACUCCGUGUUGCGAGGGGUGGACUACGAGCUGGCAGGGCGCUACGACUGUGUGGGUGCUAAGGCCAUGCAGUACAUCGGACGCGAGGGGCCGCCGCAGUUCAAGUGGCAGCACUUGUCAUGGCAGCCGCCACGCAGGCGUACCUACAAGGAGCCGACCGUGCUGGCCUGGGCCACGGCGAAGCGAUGGGCCCAGCACCUUGUGGCUGAGAAGAAGCGGCUGGUGAGGUACAUCGAGCGCCUCAAGCUUUGUGCUGCCGUAUGUGACAUCACGCCGCUGCAGUACACUAAGGUCGUAGUGGCUUUCAACGAGGUGGCUUCUUUCGGCGAGGGCUGA